Molecule: messenger RNA, 6240 nt
Organism: Geodia barretti
Lineage: Eukaryota; Metazoa; Porifera; Demospongiae; Tetractinellida; Geodiidae
Source: the annotation of a GenBank genome assembly
CUUUUUCCUCUCUCUCAAUGGCUGUUUAUACGGUACGAACUAAUGCGCGGGCCGCAGGAGGAGUUUAAGCGAAGCCAGAAGCAGUUGGUAGCCCAGCUACAGCAGCAGCUGCAGGCCUCGCUGGGCCCUCCACUGCACACAUGUCUCGGACAGGCGUUCGUGGCCCUCUACUCCGUGGGAGACACCUUCUCCAUGCACGAGAGCCUCGGGAAGUGCUGCGACAUCAUCAAGAUGAAGGAGGAUGCUGCUGCUGGCCCCUCCAAUAAUAAACUAGCAGCUAUAGAGUGUCUUGGAGCCAUCUUUCAGCAACAUGGCAGAAUGGCUGGAAGUAUGUUCCCUGAGACUGUCCAAGUACUUGUCAAGGCCAUGAGAAUACAAGAGUAUCGCAGUGAGAUUCUCGGAUGUUUUGGGCGGCUGCUGGACGGACUAGGCCCCUCCUCCACCUCUGCCCACAAGGAUAUCUACAAGUGUGUUCGUAACGGACUCACUGACAAGUCAUUGGCCGUCCGCAGCGCAGCUGCCAAGUGUGCUCUCGAGCUGUCCAAAAACUCCACCUUCCUCUACUCACAAGACCUCGACUCAUUCACAAACGCAUGUCUCCGGGCCCUCGACGGCUCCAGCUACAGUGUCCGCUGCUCCGUGGCGAGACUGCUCGGCUCCCUGCUGGCUCUGACCCAGAAACCAGUCGCCAAGUCCCUGAGAGGCCGGCUGAAGUUACCCAGCCUGGAGGAGGCGCUCAGCGUGCUGGCUAAUGGGUUUGUGAGAGGUGCCAGCGGGUUCCUGAAGUCCGGAGGGUCGGAGCUGCUCAAGAUGGGCAGCGCCAGUCGCGACGUCCGCGUCGGGAUCACUCAGGCCUACGUUGUGUUCCUGACAGAGAUGGGCGGAGUCUGGGUGGGGCGGAACCUCGCGACCAUAACGAGACACGUCCUGGAGCUGGUGUCUCAUCCCAAGACCACUCAGAGCCACAUCGAUGCCGUGUAUUCCCGCCAGUGUGUCGGGUUCAUCUUCCGCUCUGUCUUUGGCAAACUGCUCGGAGAGUCGGCUCAAUUCGUGGCCGCGAAACAGCUCUGUCAGCUCAUCGUAGCCAUGUUGACCACGCCCACCUCGUCAUCUGUGGGGGGAGGAGUCUCGGUGGGGGAGGGGGAGCAGCCAUUGGAGGGUUCGUCGGGAGGGGGGGCAACCCCUGGGGGAGGGGGAGAGAAGAAGACAGUCAACCAACAUGCCGUCAUCUGCUCCAUGCUAGAGAUAGGUGCUCUGAUCUUCAGCCUCAACACGGCUGCCCUGCCACUGGUGGUCAACGAAUCCUCCGGUCAGAUCCCGACGGAGGUGAAGUCCGGAGAGACCGGGAAACUCCCUCCCCUCCUCUCUGCUCUCCACCUCGUCCUCUGUCACUCCUCCCCCGCAGCCCGUCUCUCCGGGGCCUGGUGUGUCCAUUGUCUCGGUCUCUCCCUCCCCUCCCAGCUGAGCAGUCUCCUCACCUACUGCAUGGUUCGACUCAGCGAGGCUGCCGGGUCACCCAUAGCCACCGCUGGCUACUCAUUUGCCAUCGCGUCUCUCCUGGGAACUGCCAGGCACAGUGAACUGGGACUCCCAACUGCUAAAGCUCUGGAGGUGUACAGAGUAGCCCAGGGUCUCCUGACGAAGGCUCGGGAGGACAAGGAGAAUGGACUCACUUAUAUCCAGAGUGGCUGGGCCCUCAUUGCCGCCUACAUCAGUCUAGGUCCCACUCACGUUGGCUCGCAGCUGCGGUCACUGCUGAGCCUCUGGCGCUCCUCGUUCCCUCGCUCCAUGAAGGAGCUCGGCGACGAGCAGACCGGAGGGACUCUCAACUUCUGGACCACUGCCCUCGAGACCAGGACUGGGGCUCUUGCCUCCAUCUGCAGUUUCCUGAUGUCCUGUUCCGACAUGCUCACUGCAGACAUCACAACAAGACUUAUGCUGCCUCUAGAUUCAGCUCUCGCCAUGCUAUCCAAGUACUCACACACUAUUUACUCCACUCUCUCAUCUCCUUCCCUCUCUCCUCCUCCUCCUCCUCGUGUAUACAGACUACCGCUGCUGGUGAAGGUACAUGGGGUACAGAUAAAGGCUUGCGGAGCGAUGCUAAGACUCAGGCUCUACCAGACCUUCUCCCAUCUCUCUCCCACUGCCUAUGAAGGGAGCCUGAAUGUCCUCCUCAGGGAGUUGGUCACCGAGAUAACUCUCGCUGACAACCUCGCCAACACCACCACCACCUCCCUCCUCCGCUCCAUGUGUCACCAUGACGACAGCAUCCUCCUGGGGGCGUGGCUGGAGGAGACGGACCAGCGAAGUGUGGAGGAGCAGCUGCAACCCAACAGUGCGGCUGGCUCCGGGGCCCUUGAACACGACCCUCUCUGUGUCUUCAUGAACGGGUGUGAGGGAAUGGAGGUCCCGGGGCCCCUCCCUCUGGGUGUGGCCGUCAUUGACUCGGCGGUCCUCCUGUUUGGACAAUCGUUCCCCGCCGUGGCAGAGAAACAUCGCCACCAGCUCUUGACCCACUUCAGGGAGUGUGUUCGACAGGCAAAGGGCGCCCGGCAACUGGCUCUCCAGAUUAACAUAUUCACCGCCUUCCUUGCCGCUCUCAAGAGUCUAGUGGAGAGGAAGGCUGUUUUGGGAGAGCAGGACCUUUUCAAGAAUGCCUACGCUCUCAUAGCAAAUGCUCUGGCCAGCUCGGAUCCGAUGCUGCGCUGUGCAGCCGGAGAAGCUCUCGGGCGAAUGUCGCAAGUCGGUGGAGAUGUCAACUUCAUGUCCCAGAUAGCCCAGGGAAGUUUCAACACUCUCAAGUCGACACGUGACGCCGUACCUCGCAUGGGCCACUCUCUAGUCCUCGGCUGUCUCCAUCGCUACGUCGGUGGAAUGGGCUCGGGACAGCACCUCCAGACCAGCGUGCGGUUCCUGCACUCCCUGGCACGAGACUCUGCCAACCCCUCGGUCCAGGUCUGGGCUCUCCACGCCCUCGCGCUCAUCGCGGACAGUGGGGGACCAAUGUUUCGGAACUACGUUGAGCUCACCCUCUCUCUCGUCUUCUCCCUCCUGGUGACCACGCCCCCCUCGUUAGUGGAGGUACACCAGUGUCUGGGGAAGUGUUUGAGUGCGCUCCUCACGACACUGGGGCCAGAGCUACAGGACACGUCUGGAGGAAUGUCAGCCACUCGUAGCACGUGUCUCACCUGCUGUUCCAUUGUCCAGAGUCACCCUGACCCCAUUGUCCAGUCAGCAGCCAUCGCAUGCUCCCAGCAGCUACAGGUGUUUGCCCCUCAGUAUGUGAGUCUAGCUGAGGUGGUCCCCAUUCUGUGCCGUAACCUUGACUCCGCCCACCUGCUGCUGAGGAGAGCAGCUGCCAACUGCCUCCGACAGUUCACCCAGCGGGACCCCAACACCGUCUGGAACCUGGCCAGGAAGGUAUGGAACGAAGACACCUCUGGGUCCCAGACUGGAACCAAGUCUGAGGAUUGCGGACUAGAGCACGUGGUUCUGGCAAAGCUUGACUCGGAGAGCGACGCGAAGCUGUGUGCAGACUUACGUGAGAUUCUGUUCAGCCUCCUCACGUCUCUUGCCCCGGAGGACCCAAUGAGGUGGUUGCAGCUGUGCAACGGAGUCCUCGCUGCCGUCAACGAGCAAUCGCAGCAGGGGCAGACAGGCGGAGGGGGAGGUGGCACCGCCCGGGCGGAGGGGGCGGAGGAGAUGGAUGAAGACAUGGCAAAGUUCACGACUGGCGAGGAUCAACAACCAGCUACCAAGAUCUCUCCAAGAUGGCCGACGAAGGAGUUUGCAGUCGAGUGUUCCCGCAAGAUUUACAACGUCUGUAAGAGUGAUCCGGCGCACUUUGACCUCUCCCUGGCCUUGAAAAGAAAGAAACAGAAGGGGGGUGACUAUCUGGUGAUGCAUCUGGCAGAGUUGGUAAGGACCUCUUUUAUUGCAGCCACUGCUAGUGUGGACCAACUGAAGUUGGCUGGUUACCAGGCCCUCAGGGCACACGGCAAGUACGGUAUGAUGACCUUAUUCUUUCUUCACCCUCAGGAUGUGAUAGAGCUGUUUUCGUCUACCCCUGACCCCGACUGCCCGGGCCUCUCACUCCUUCAGCAGUACCAGGCUCAGAUUGGUGCUGCUUUGAGGCCAGCGUUCACAGCCGAAACAGCUCCCCACGUUACUGCCAUGGCUUGCCAGGUGUGCAGUGAGUGGCUGGGCGGGAGUGUGUCGGGUAACCAUGGCGACCUGAAGAGGGUCCAGCAGCUGUUGGUGUCAUCGCUGAGGAAGAUUACGUCUGAGAGAGAGCAUCCCUCGUUGUACGGAGAGGCUGUGGCUACCAUGGAGAGUUUGGCUGUCCUCCGGGCCUGGGCUGAGCUGUACAUCAAGAUAUCAGAGGAGGUUGGGCAGCAGAGUUCCCAGCCCUCGGCCGAGGAAACGACAGACUCUCCCGCCGCUGCCAUGACUCUAAUUAAUCCCCACCUCCCUCUCCUCUCCCAAUACUGGCUGGCAGCUCUCCUCGACCACGCCCACCUGGCCCUCCCGCCUCAGUUCUCCCGGCAGCUCCCUCCCGCUGGCGGGACCUUCUAUUCGCACAACGUGGCGGACGGGGUGAGACCUUACUUUGAAAAGAACUGGCCGUCUCUCCUCCACGCUGCUGCCAUCUGGUUGAAGACCACGGGACUCACGGAGGGAGACGAUGGAGCGACGCAGAAAGAAGGAGUGGGUCUCACACCACACCCCCUGAUGCCGGAACCACUCCUAUCGGCUCCGGGGGCCAGAAACACAGCUCCUCUGCUAAGCGAUCCGAAGAGAGAGAGGCUCUAUCUCGUCCUGGGGCUGGCUGUACAGACACUGUGUGCUCCAGCGACACUUGACUCUUUCCCCACACUUCUCCACUGCCUCCGUACCCUGCACAGACUCCUGGAGGCCGAUUUUGUACAGAGUGAGAUCAGCUCAGACUCGAAGCUGGCCACUGAGAUCCUGCACUUAGUACACAGGCUCCUGCUCACGUGCCAGUCACAUGACGUGCAUGUGAUAGUCAUGCAGAUUGCUGGACUCGUGGGGCAGGCUCUGGGAAGGAAGACGGAGGAGGAGGGAGAGAGGUUGGGGGAAGUUUCGUCAGAGGAAUACGAGAGAAAGCCAAUGUUUGCCCUCAUGGAGGUGUCGGCGUGCUGUCUUCUUCGCCUGGUCCCUGACCUUCGACCUGACGGGGGGGACACCUCUGGGCCUGUUAACAAGGGCACAGCGAGAGAGAUACAAGUCGCAGCUCUCGCCGUCUCCCUCCUGAUGGCUGCGUUUGAACUCUGCACUCUCCCAGAGUCAGUCGACGCUCUGCCAACAGUCCUCCACAUCCUCCUCCACACGGCCAAGUUUGCUGGCCUCGCUCAGCCCCCUCUCCUCUCCUCCUGUCUCCGCUCUCUCCACCAGCUCGUCUCAGGGCUCUGCUUCACGCACCCCGCACAUGGCCACGCCCUCUGCCACACCCUCAAAUCCGCUCUCGCCUCUCUCCUUCUCGGCAAAUCCAGCGGAGGCCUAAACCCCACUCCCUCCUCGACCAGCCCCAGGGGAGAUCUCUCUCAGACAGAGAGAGAGGUGAAACUAAUGAUCCUGACUGUCCUUGUGAAGGCUCCGUCUCCAGAGAUUUGUCCGAAUGGCUCAGAGCUGUUCACAGCUGCCACCAACCUCUUCAAGGACUGCCUCACGUCUACUGAUGAAAAGUUGCAGAUGAAAACUCUGCAGAUGGCUUUGUCUGUGUUCCAGUCCAGCGAGGUGGAGGUACGGAAUCCGUUCAUACAGUCCCUGGGUCCAGAGGUCGUGCGACUCGUUGAAAAGAAGGCGGAGCCUGUAACCACAGUGAUUGAAGCCCUCCAGGUGACUGGAGAUGUUGCUGGAGUUGACUCCAGAGACUCACAUUUUCUCCCUCCUCUCCUUCCAGAGUCAGAGAUGUUGGGUGUCCUCCUACCUCUCUUCAUCUCCUGCCUCGACUCUUCCUCUUCCUCCUCUCCCUCCCAGCAACUCCACGCCCACUCUCUACAGAGACUGAUGGCAAUUGGCCCCAAGUAUCCCGAACCCUUCAAGAACAUCAUGCAGGCCACCCCGUCGCUGCGACAACAGCUGGAGAAUGCAAUUAGAGCCGGCCAGGGGGGCGGAGGAACGGGACCAGUUCAGGGGGGUCCUAGGGAACCCAGUCGGACCCCUCAAGUUCAGCCCCCUUCAAUCAAACUCAAAAUGGACUUUAGCAAUUUCAAGUGA